Molecule: messenger RNA, 1661 nt
Organism: Panicum hallii
Lineage: Eukaryota; Viridiplantae; Streptophyta; Magnoliopsida; Poales; Poaceae
Product: BTB/POZ and MATH domain-containing protein 1-like
Exons: 1
Coding region: 343-1413 (356 amino acids)
Biological process (GO): protein ubiquitination
Molecular function (GO): protein binding
Source: RefSeq, a predicted model, not a curated record
CACACAAUUCAAGGAGAGGGCGUACAUGCGCUACUGUCACCCACGAAAAUGAAGCUGUGAGAUGUCAGAUCAGAUGUUGAGGCUAGAAUGCCGAUCAAAUUAGUUACUACACAAGACCACAUGUAUAUGUAAUUAUAUAUAUACGCUAGGUCCGCGGUGGCGACCAUGUGCCAUCUGAAGCAAUGAACAGUGAGGCGGCAACCUUGGCAAAUUAAGGCAACGAGGCAUCCACUGACUCAUCUCCUUCCCCAUGCUUUCUUUUCUAGUCUUCCUGUUCCGCACAAAAUCCUCCGAGAGCAGAGUGGAGCUAGCAGAGGGAGAAGAGAUAGACUGAACUCUGCCAUGUCGUCAACCGCUGGCAACAGCAAGCCGUCCGGAUCCAUGUCGGCCAUCGUCGCAGACGCCGCACGAGGGUACCAUGUCCUCAAGAUCGACGGCUACUCACGGACUACGGCGACCCCGACCGGGGAGUUCAUCAGAUCUCGCUCCUUCACUGUGGGCGGUCAUCGCUGGUGCAUCAAAUAUUAUCCCAACGGAGAGACCUCGGUGUCUGAAGGUUACAUAUCCCUUUUCCUUUUCCUUGACCAAGAUGUCACCAAGGCAGUGAAGGCGCAACACAGAUUCUGUUUCAUCGACGACGUGGAGGAGCAAACUCCAUCCUUGGCAGCACAAUCAGUACGCAGCUUCGAUUCCAACUCCGGCUGGGGCAGGGCAACGUUCAUAAAAAGGGAGGAUUUGGAGAAAUCGAAGCAUCUCAAGGAUGAUUCUUUCAUCGUCCGCUGCGACAUCGCCGUCCACAACGAGCUCCGCACAGAGGAGAUGGCGGAGGCCCCUACCACAACUUUCGUCUCCGUGCCCGCAUCUGACUUGCAUCAGCACCUCGGUGACCUCCUCCAGACCGGGAAUGGCGCUGAUGUGGUGUUCAAGGUCAGCAGCGAGACAUUCAUGGCGCAUAGGUGCAUGCUUGCAGCCAGGUCACCAGUCUUCAGUGCAGAGCUCUUUGGCCAAAUGAAGGAGAGCGACAUUGCAGGUGUCGUCAACAUAGAUGACAUGGAGGCACAUGUAUUCAAGGCGUUGCUCUUCUUCAUUUACACCGACUCAUUGCCAGAGAUGAAUAAAGAAGAGGAAGGUGCCAUGUCUCAACAUCUGCUUGUCGCUGCAGACAGGUAUAACUUGGAGAGGCUUAAGCUGAUUUGCGAGCACAAACUAUGCAAGUGCAUAGAAGCGACCACUUUGGCAACUAUCUUGGCGUUAGCUGAGCAGCACCAUUGCCACGGGCUGAAGAAGGCGUGCUUCAACUUCCUCAGCUCUCCAGUAAAUUUGACUGCCGUCCUUGCAACUGACGGCAUUGAAUAUCUGAAUACAAGCUGCCCUUCUGUUAUAAAGGAAUUGAUUGCCAAGCUUGGUACGUAAAUUCACUGGUGGUACUUGUAUGUUUCAUCAAUUUGUGUUAGUUGUCACUGCAUUCCAGCCUUCUGUUAUCAGGUUUUGUCUAGUAUUCUAGUAUAUGAUGUUGAUACAAUAUGUACUCUUUUAAGUCCUAUGUAUCUGCAGAACUAGUUUUGCUUUACUGUUUUAUGUUGUGCCAUUGCAUCUCUAUAGGCCCUGUAUAAUGUACAAUAAAAUGUGACACGGAUCUCUAAAGCCCAAAAUACUAAAAA